This is a messenger RNA of Xiphias gladius (swordfish), 982 nucleotides long. RefSeq names its product bryoporin. Gene Ontology annotation, cellular component: pore complex. The record is from RefSeq and is a predicted model, not a curated record. Bases 199 to 732 code for a protein of 177 amino acids. Gene Ontology annotation, molecular function: channel activity. NCBI's taxonomy places the organism in Eukaryota, Metazoa, Chordata, Actinopteri, Istiophoriformes, Xiphiidae. Gene Ontology annotation, biological process: cytolysis in another organism; pore complex assembly; monoatomic cation transport. The transcript is spliced from 4 exons.
GCUACCCAUCACCUGCAACAACAACAAGCAAUCGGUUGAGCAAUGCCCGGGAGGUUGUAGUUUCAGUCUAAGCAAAACAAGCACUGUGGAGGCUUAUCACACAAAGGGAGACUCCCUCCACCUGUCUGCAGAAUCUGAGGAAAAGGAACUUGACGCUGCUGUCUAGCACAACCCUGGUGUUUAACUCCAAAAGUCAAGAUGCCAGAAACAGCAGAAGCCGUGUCAGCCACUCUCACCACCAACAGAAACUGCACCAUAGAAAUAAUCAAUGUCACUGGCAGCUACGGUCUCAUCAACCCCAAGGUAUACAUGACGAGUGGCUUCUGUCACCACCCUCCCCAGCCUACAGUUCGUGCCGACAAGACCGAAGUGUGCUCCUUCACCAAGGACGACCACACUGCCACGGGCGCUGUCGGCCUGCUGACCUAUGACCUGUUCCAUAUACAGAGCCGGGUCUGCUCCGAGCGCAUGGCCAUCAUGUUCUCUGUGCCCUUCGACUACAACCUGUACAAGAACCGGCUGGCCGUGGGCGUGGUUGAGCGUUCCCGUGCCUGUGACAAACAUCUGUGCGACCAGAUGUACGAUGGGAAAGACCUCAGUAACUUCACCCGCUCCGAGGCAAAUGGCUCUGGGCUGGAAUUCAGAGCGAAAUAUGUUGAUCUAAGGGCUACAAUGUCUACUAUUGGCAAAGCCAUUGUUAAAGUGGAGCUCCAUGAUAAAAUGGGUCUUUAGUAUGGAAGAGUGUUCUAUUCUUUUGCUUUUUUGAACCCACAGAAUGAAUAAACUUCAUUCGAUUUGACUACUGUUUCAUUUUGUCAUUCGUAAAAACAUGCAGAGGAGAGGAGGACUAAUUUUGCUAUCAUCUGUAUUUUGUGUCUGCUUAAAGAUAUCAGUGUCUGACAGCCAGCUCAUUGAUUCUCCAUUAACUUAUCCCUUGGGUUUAUGUACAUCGUACGUUCUCUUUUCUUUGAUUAUGGUAAUA